Molecule: messenger RNA, 3675 nt
Organism: Eriocheir sinensis (Chinese mitten crab)
Lineage: Eukaryota; Metazoa; Arthropoda; Malacostraca; Decapoda; Varunidae
Product: cholecystokinin receptor type A-like
Exons: 10
Coding region: 638-2152 (504 amino acids)
Biological process (GO): G protein-coupled receptor signaling pathway
Cellular component (GO): plasma membrane
Molecular function (GO): neuropeptide Y receptor activity
Source: RefSeq, a predicted model, not a curated record
AUAGUCAUGCGUUAGGCUCUUCUGAUCAGUGGAAACUUUUCAAGUGAGUGCAGCCUCCGUUCACCACUCGAGAUGUUUUAAUGACUAAACAAACAGGAUAUAUCACCUUCGACAAACAACCUCGGCCUUUCUCGACAGGUUUGUGACACUUUCUUCGUGCUGGAAGAGUCACUCUUAUCGCCGUGCCUCACAGCCUCGCCAAAACCACAGAGACGUCUGGUAUCCGUCCUGGUUUCUCUAACCGUAAAGGUAAGAAAGAUUCAAGAAAACGGAGUCAGAAUGAAGCACAAGGACGAUGGAAGUGACAAGUCGUAAAAGGACACUUUAGGGACACACUCACCUGAAUGCCGCAGGUGUGCAUCCCUCGCUGCCUUUGUAACCUGAGCGGCGAGGCGAGGCAGGUGUUGCGAGGUGUGGUGAGGCGCGAAAAGUGAAUAACUGAAACAAGAGAAAACUCAUGCACAUCCUGUAGUGCUAUCAAGCUGUUCGAUGGCGGUAAAACAACACAACAGAACUACCACCUUGGCUCCGUCUGCCCCCUUCACGGAGCUGGUGUCUGGGAAAAGUGCAUGACCGAAGCAACUCAAUAACACAUCCAGUGCUAUAAAAUUGUUCCUACACGAACAAACAAGACAGCAUGGCCACCGCCAUGGCCCCGACCGUUCUCUUCACAGAGUUGGUGCCGGAGAGCUUCAUGGGAGAAGGGAGUUUCGAUGACAAUGUGUCGUUCUUCGGGGCCUCAGCGAACUUGGAGAACAUCACGUCCUUCCUGACCAACUGCCUGCGCCUCGACAACCCCAUGGAGAUGCUUAAGCCCCACAAGGCCAACCCGAGCUUCGUGCCCAUCGUUGUGACUCACGCCCUCACCUUCCUGCUCGGCGUGUCCGGGAACAGCGUCAUCGUCUUCUCCAUGGCCAAGGACAAGGGCACCAGGAACGUCACCAGCUGGUUCCUGGUGUCCUUGGCGGUGGCGGACCUGCUGCUGCUGCUGCUGUGCGUGCCGCUGGAGACGCUGCAGUACUUCCUGUGGACGCCCAACUACACGCUGCCGGUUUGCAAGCUGUCCUCCUACUUCGAGCUGCUCUCCGCCGUGGCCUCCGUGCUCAACCUCACCGCCGUCAGCCUGGAGAGGUACCUGGUGAUCGUAUACCCCAUGAGGUCCCGCUCCUUCUGUACCUUGAGCAACUGUCGCCGGGCCAUCCUGGGCGUGUGGUGCAUCUCCCUCGUGCUCUCCGUGCCCGCCGGCUACACGCAGGACGUGUAUUCAGUGACCUACUGUAACGUGACGCACAACGUGACAGUGUACCAUUGCGACACGGGCGGCGACCACGACCUGACCUUCGCCGUCUACCGCCUGGUCAUCGUGUUCCUGCUGCCCGCCCUCUUCAUGUCCUUCUUCUACGCGCGGGUCAUCAAGGCGCUCUGGGUGUCCACCAGGACCAUGUCCGCCAUGACGCGCGUAUACAGCUCCCGUUUUGAUUCUCGCCACAGCAUCUCUUCCCACCACUCGCUGGCCUCGUGCUCCGUCACCACAGGUCUCGUGCACUCCUCGCCCUCGGUAGUGUCAGGCCUCACAGCACUCCACGCCUCCUGCCCUGUCAGACGUUGCGUGCACCGCCAGAGGUCCGGAGAGGAAGUGAAGCAGGCCAGGAAACAGGUGAUCAAGAUGCUGAUUCUGGUGAUCAUCUUGUUCAUGGCGUGCUGGGGCCCCAAGAUCGUCUUCUACGUCUUUCAGAAGAACGGUUUCUCGCAGGAGUCUUUCAAGCCUCUCGUCUACAACAUUAGGAUCUGUUUGGGCCUCCUCCCCUUCGUCCACUGCUGCCUCAACCCGAUCAUCUACAGUUUCAUGUCCACGAACUUUGGGCGGAUGAUGCGGCGGUCGUGUGCCCGAGAGAACUGCUCGACGCUGCUGAACAACCUGUGUCUCGGUGCCACCAGGUACAGGCACAGGACGGAAGACCCCGAAGUUGACAACCCGCCUGGGGUGCUCCUGGCCGUGCCGCCCACCCCGCCCACCAUCCCCUCAGAGCCCCUAUACCUCGAGAAUGGUGUUGGCUACGACCUGGCAAACACGUCUUUUCUGGACCUGAAUGGCCACACCCCAAGCCCCUCCACGCACCCUCAGCCCAUCAGCGUCAAGGAUAACAACUAAUGCUCCGCACUCUUCCUUGGGGCACGCCACCUCCACCGUAAAGGGGGAGGAUGUUGGCUUGAUUAAAUUUAUGGCGCGACAAACAUCCAACCUGUAUGACUUGCACGUAGUAGGAGGAGGGCGAGGUGGAGGAGGAGGAGGAGGAGGAGGAGGAGGAGGUGAGAGGUUGUCUGUUGAACUAUUCUACCUUCGCUUUCCACGUGGUCAAAAAGGAUAAUGUGGUGGAUUUCAUGGUUUUCAGAGACUUUUGGCAUCAUUGGCCGCCUUGUUGCCGUGUUGUGACUCCGCUGUUUGUCCGCCAGGUGGCUGUUGCUCGCUGAUGGGAGUGACAGAUCGAAAGGUUUAUGUAUAUAUGGUGUGAUGACAGUGUGAUUAACUAUAUCUUUUGAGAGAAGAGGAUCAAUGAACUCUCCGCCGUCAUUGUGAUGGUGAUAUAUACUCAUCGGGUGCUUAGUGACUGCAAAUUGACAGGAAAUACCCACCUGUAAGGAAGAACUGAUAACAGAUUGAUGAAGUGUUUAAGGGAAAAAAGAUGAGGACGCAGAAAAAAUGCACUGAGUGAGUUGUCAGUGUUUUUACUGCAGGCUUUCGGCCCUCACACUUGUUCAGUAGUUCGAGGAGCUCUGCAGAACCUUUCUUUGGCGUGUGUUUACAGUGUGGCAACCUGAAGACUCCUGCCAGGGAAUCGUGCAACAGAGUGACGAGAUGAGUCCAGCGUGAGUGGAGGUUCCCAGGCAUCCCCAGCAAACAUCACACAAGACAUCACCUGCGCUGCUGCGACACGAUAAACAACAGUUUGUAAGAAAAAAAUUAUGCCUGUGUUUUAUGAGCCGUGCUGCAUCGGUGAUUAAUUUUAUACCAGCUAGGCUCCGAGGUAACCCCAGCAACAAACACCCGUGCCCCGCUGAAGGACAGUGUGACAAGAAAAUUAUGCUAUCAUAUUUUAUGAGCACUGCUGCAUCCCGGGGAGGCCUAUAUUACCUCGUCUCGGGCUUAAUGUAGCUUCAAUUAAUGAUGAAGCUUGGGUGUUUGUCCCUCCCUGUCGCCAGCUCCUCGCCUGGACAUAGACUCAAAUUUUGUUGGCCCCACGGAUCCUACACUAGCUCUUGAAAUGCAUAUCGUCGUCAUCAUUUUGAAAAGCUAGGAAAUGCACUUCUCUUAAUGUGUGUGUGUGUGUGUGUGUGUGUGUGUGUGUGUGUGUGUGUGUGUUAUUGCAUAUGUACGUAGACGUGUUAAUAUAUACGUACUCCAAACAUUUCUCGUAUUUGCAAACUUUAUAAAUUUCAGUAUUUCGCAAACAAAGCUUUAUAUACAACAUUCCAAGACUGGGCCACAGAAAGAGUAAGGGAGAAAAAUUAAGCAUAAAUGUGAGGUAGUAUUAGCGUUUCUCAUUAUUCUUGGAGGUGUACAUAGCUAAAAUAAAAGGUGUAUAUUUUUCUAGUCCUGAAUACACUACGAUUUCUAACUGUCUGUCCUUAUACCCCGCCCCUUAUCGUUAGUCCUACUCUCUCUCUCUCUCUCUC